GAGCAAUCUCCGAACUCAUCUCUGGUAUCUAAUACUUUCUGGAUUAAAUACGCACAUUACGGAAAAUGGUAUCCAAGGAUGGUAGGGAGAUGGAUCAUGAGCUUGCAAAGCGACUUUUUGAAAUUGGGGGGACUCUUGUUUUAUUGAACGUUCCUCCUGGUACUGAUUUUGGGGUUGACAUAAAGUCUUGGACAACGGGAGAGGAUUUCAAAGGCGUAAAGAUGAUUCCGCCAGGAUUUCAUUAUGUCCACUACAGUGCAAAAAAUGAAUUUGGCGAACUGGCUCCUAGAGUAGGUUUCAUUCACAUCUUUAAAGAGUCCGAAUUAUUGGUAAAAAAGUGGGAAGUAAAAGAAGAGGAUUUUUCCUUUGAAUCUAUUCCCAAGGAUACUGUAAGUAACAUCAAAACAGAUUUAAAAAAUUUGGAUAGGUUUCUAGGACCAUAUCCAUUUGACAUGUGGUUAAAGUGGCAAGAAUUAACAAGUAAAGUUGAUGCCAAUAUCGUGGAGAGAUGUGCCCCAGUAUGUGGGUACGGUAAAUAUUAUGUCAAUUAUAUUCGUUCAGCUUUGGAGCUUGAGCAUUGCAGUGACGCGUCAAGGCCUAGAGGAGGAGAACCGGUUAAAAAGCAAAGAAGAAUUGGUCGACUUUCUAGUAAAGAACGAGAAAACCAACUAUUACCUGACUUGAAACCUAAGCCAGGCACGGAACUUAGGUUGACCGAGUUGCCUGAUAAAUAUUUUCCUGACGGAGCAACACCGUCUGAAAUUACACAACAUUCCCUUGACAACAGUUAUGCCCUCGAUCAGUUUCUGAACAAGCUGAAUCAUCCAAUGGAAAUAAUUGGGGAAUUGCAGUUGGCAUUCGUAUGUUUCCUCGCUGGGCAAAGUUUGGAUGCUUUUGAACAUUGGAAAGGACUAGUAGAACUUUUAUGUGGAGCAGAUGCAGCGAUUCCUUCUCGUUUGGGGGUGUACAUUGAAUUUUUGCACAUACUCGAAAUACAAUUAUCCUAUGUUCCCGAGGAAGUGCUUUGUGAUAUAGUUGCUGGCAAUAAUUUUGUUUAUUGCAAUCUUCGUAAAUUAUUUGCUAACAUUGAGCAAAAUUCACAAAUUGAUAGUUUUCUAAAAUCCCGGGCAGCCCGAAUGCGAGGAAAUCUUACUACCAAGUUUAUGUGGGAUUUUUCCCAUUUACAGGACGACGAAGAAGACGAGGCUCCUGUGGUAGUGGAGCUGGAAUAAAUUGUGUCUUUAAGGAA
Messenger RNA from Orussus abietinus, 1249 nucleotides. RefSeq names its product protein AAR2 homolog. The record is from RefSeq and is a predicted model, not a curated record. Gene Ontology annotation, biological process: spliceosomal tri-snRNP complex assembly. NCBI's taxonomy places the organism in Eukaryota, Metazoa, Arthropoda, Insecta, Hymenoptera, Orussidae. The transcript has 5 exons. Bases 66 to 1232 code for a protein of 388 amino acids.